UUUGGUCCAACAUGAGUGACAUCUAUGAGUCGGCGGCCCACUCUCUGGGUCUGUUCUGCACCCCCUGUCUGACCAAAGUGGAGCUGCGGCUCACCUGUAAAGGUAUCUUGGACCGCGAUGCUCUGUCCAAGCCCAACCCCUGCAUCGUCCUCAACAUGCAGUCCCACGGACAGUGGAUGGAGGUUGACCGCACGGAGGUGAUGCAGAGCUGCGUAAACCCCUCCUACUCCAAGGUUUUCACGCUGGACUUUUAUUUUGAAGAGGUGCAGCGGCUUCGCUUUGAGCUCUAUGACAUCAACAGCAGCCACAACGGGCUGAAGGAGGCCAACUUCUUGGGUUCUGUGGAGUGCACGUUGGGACAGAUCGUAUCCCAGACGAAGCUGUCCAAAGCUCUGCUCAGACCAGGAGGCACUGUGGGGAAAACCAUCAUCACGAUCACAGCUGAGGAGUUGACGGGCAACGACGACUACAUCGAGCUCUCCUUCAGCGCCAGGAAACUGGAUGAUAAGGACUUCUUCAGUAAAUCUGACCCGUUCCUGGAGAUCUACAGACUGAACGAGGACGCCACACUGCAGCUUGUCUACAGAACCGAGACUGUGAUGAAUAAUCUCAAUCCAGUUUGGAAAACCUUCAGGGUUUCACUCAACUCCCUCUGCAACGGCGACCACGAGCGCAAACUGCAGUGCACCGUGUGGGACUGGGACUCCAACGGAAAACACGAUUACAUCGGUGAAUUCGAGGCCACGUUCAAAGAGAUGAAAGGAGCCAUCAAUGGGAGACAGGUGCAGUGGCUGUGCAUUAAUCCCAAAUACAAAGUGAAGAAGAAGAACUACAGGAAUUCUGGGAUCGUUAUUCUGAAUCAGUGCAAGAUCAUUAAGAUGCAUUCCUUCCUGGACUACAUCAUGGGGGGCUGUCAGAUCCAGUUCAUGGUUGCAAUUGAUUUUACUGCCUCCAAUGGGGAUCCUCGUAACAGCUGCUCGCUGCACUACAUCCACCCAUUCCAGCCCAACGAGUACCUGAAGGCGCUGGUGGCUGUAGGUGAGAUUUGCCAGGACUAUGACAGUGACAAAAUGUUCCCGGCGUUUGGUUUUGGAGCGCGGAUCCCCCCCGACUUUAAGGUGUCUCACAACUUUGCUGUGAAUUUUAAUGAGGACAAUCCAGAGUGUGCAGGGAUCCAGGGCGUGGUCGAGGCCUACCAGGCCUGCCUCCCCAAGCUGCAGCUCUACGGUCCCACCAACAUCGCUCCCAUCAUUCAGAAGGUGGCAAACUCUGCCUCACAGGAGGUCCACACCAAGGAGGCCAUGCAAUACUUCAUCCUGCUGAUCCUGACGGACGGCGUCAUCACGGACAUGGCCGACACCCGGGAGGCCAUUGUCCAGGCCUCGCACCUCCCCAUGUCCAUCAUCAUCGUCGGCAUCGGCAACGCAGACUUCAGCGACAUGCAGAUGCUUGACGGCGACGAUGGCAUCCUGCGCUCGCCCAAAGGAGACCCCGUCCUCCGGGACAUCGUCCAGUUUGUCCCCUUCCGCAACUUCAAACAUGCAUCUCCAGCUGCUCUGGCUAAAAGCGUUCUAGCGGAAGUGCCCAACCAGGUGGUCGAUUACUACAACAGCAAGGGCAUCAAGCCAAAAGUGCCCAGCGAGUACCAGUCUUCCCGCCUGUUCAGGCCCUGAGCGCCACCUGCGGCACUGGACCUCGCGACCUUCCCGACCUUCCCAACCUGCAAAAAACCUUGACUGUUGUUUGUUCUUUGUCAUUGUGGUGUUAGCGGUGCUACGUGCAGCAUUUGACGCAACAGCAGAGGCACCACACGACCCGCAUCGUAAAGCACCCGGACUGAUGUGGGAGGUUCUGUUGCUGUGGAGAUGAU
This is a messenger RNA of Thalassophryne amazonica, 1870 nucleotides long. RefSeq names its product copine IVa (gene cpne4a). Gene Ontology annotation, cellular component: plasma membrane. The transcript is spliced from 15 exons. The record is from RefSeq and is a predicted model, not a curated record. Gene Ontology annotation, biological process: cellular response to calcium ion. NCBI's taxonomy places the organism in Eukaryota, Metazoa, Chordata, Actinopteri, Batrachoidiformes, Batrachoididae. The coding region runs from base 12 to 1673 and encodes 553 amino acids. Gene Ontology annotation, molecular function: calcium-dependent phospholipid binding.